CAUCAGAAGGUAUCAAAACAAAUGGGGUGGCUCAGAAAGGAACUCGCAGAAACUCAUCGAUGACAUUCUGGUGCUUUUAAGUCCAGGAAUACGCUCUUUACAAUGUCAAUUAACCCUGAAGACAAGUGCAAAUAGAAGCGCAUGGUCAUAAAUAACGCCGUCGACAUGAAGACUAACAAGUCUUACAAGCUGGUGGUCCACAAGAAAGGCUUCGGAGGGAGCGAUGAUGAGCUGAUGGUGAACCCCAAAGUGUUCCCUCAGGUGUCCAUAGGGGACAUUGUUGAGAUUGCACACCCCAAUGAUGAAUACAGCCCACUCUUGCUACAGGUGAAGAGCCUGAAAGAAGAUCUCCAGAAAGAGACCAUUAGUGUGGACCAGACGGUGGCGCAGGCUUUCAAACUCCGAGCCUACCAGGAUGUAUUUAUCAAUAUUGUGGAUCCCAAGGAUGUGACGCUGGACCUUGUAGAGCUGACAUUCAAGGAUCAAUACAUUGGACGAGGGGACAUGUGGCGGCUGAAGAAGAGCUUGGUGAGCACAUGCGCUUAUGUGACCCAGAAAGUCGAGUUUGCUGGGAUCAGGGCACAAGCCAGUGAACUGUGGGUAAAAGGAGAAAAGGUUACCUGUGGCUACAUCAGUGAAGACACCAGGGUGGUGUUUCGGUCUACCUCAGCAAUGGUCUACAUCUUCAUCCAGAUGAGCUGUGAAAUGUGGGACUUUGAUAUCUAUGGUGAUCUGUAUUUUGAGAAGGCAGUCAACGGAUUCCUGUCGGACCUUUUCGCCAAAUGGAAGGAGAAGAACUGCAGCCAUGAGGUGACAGUGGUGCUGUUCUCACGUACUUUUUACAAUGCCAAAACCAUCGAUGAAUUUCCAGAGAUACUUAGAGGCUCCAUCAGGCAGGACCAUGAGGGACGCUUCUAUGAGGAUUUUUACAGGGUUGUGGCACAGAACGAGAGGCGCGAGGAGUGGACCUCUCUGCUGGUGACCAUCAAGAAGCUCUUCAUUCAGUAUCCUGUGUUAGUGCGGCUGCAGGGAGCAGAUGGAUUUCCCAGUGGACAGAACUCCACUGCAGCUCAGGGGAAUUACCUGGAGGCCAUCAACCUCUCCUUCAAUGUGUUUGACAAACACUACAUCAACCGGAACUUCGACCGCACUGGGCAGAUGUCUGUGGUCAUCACACCCGGGGUAGGUGUGUUUGAGGUGGAUCGCCUGCUGAUGAUCCUCACCAAGCAGCGCAUGAUCGACAACGGUAUCGGGGUGGACCUGGUGUGCAUGGGGGAGCAGCCUCUCCACGCCGUUCCUCUCUUCAAGCUGCACAAUCGCACAGUGCCAGGAGACUCCAGGCUGGGCGAUGACUACAACCUGCCUCACUGGAUCAACCACAGCUUCUACACAUCCAAAAGCCAGAGCUCCUGCAACUGCUUCACUCCACGCAUCAAGCUGGCAGGCCGCAAGGUCCUUCCAGAAAAAUUCAAGAGCAACAAAGACCACACUCUAGGGGCCCCAAAGGACUCAGAGAACAGUCUGCCCAUUCAGGUGGACUACGAUGCCCAUGAUGCCCUGGUGUUUAGACUUCCAGGACCCUCUCGAGCUCAGAGGAGUACCAACUUCAGGGCGGUGCGGGACAGGGAGGUCAGCGGGCGGAAGAGCUGGGGGUCGGUGGACGUGAGCGGGGGAGGGGGCUGUGGGGGGUCUCCUCCCGCGCGCACCACAGGGCCCGAGGAGCAGCGCAGCCUGGCCUCGGACGACAGCCUGGGCAAAGUCUCCAACAUCCUGCUCAUCCCCCGCCUGCCCCCGGCCCAGUACGAGGUCAGCAGCUCCCUGGGCUACACCAGCACUAGAGAGUUACUGGAGAAGAUGAUGGAGUCUCAGCGGGACUCCAGUGCCCCAGGACGCUUCACCGUGGGAAGCGCAGAGUCCACCCUCCACGUGCGGCCCGGGGGCUACACCCCGCAGAGGGCCCUCAUCAACCCCUUCGCCCCCUCUCGCAUGCCCAUGAAGCUGACCUCCAACCGCAGGCGCUGGAUGCACACCUUCCCUGUGGGCCCGUCGGGGGAAGCCAUCCAGAUCCACCACCAGACCCGGCAGAACAUGGCUGAGCUGCAGGGCAGCGAGCAGCGAGACCCCGCCCACACCUCAGCCGAGCUGCUGGAGCUGGCCUAUCACGAGGCCACGGGCAGGAGGUCAGCGUCUCGUCAAGUGGGAGAGAGUGGGUUCUACACCAGCGCUGGGACCGAUGAGUUCACUGGCAGCCCGGGCAGUAGCAACAGCACUGGGACGCCUCUCAACCGUGGGUCCUCCUUUGAAGAUUCUUCCUCCAGCAGUCCGGACCCAACCCUCCUGCUGUCUGCUCCCCCGACAGUGCCCAGCUUCUGUUGCACAGUGGGGGUGGACUGGAAGUCCCUGACCACGCCGGCCUGCCUGCCCCUCACCACCGACUACUUUCCUGACCGACAAGCCCUGCAGAACGACUACACGGAGGGCUGCUAUGACCUGCUGCCCCACACCGACCUGGACAGGCGAGAUGACGAGGGCCCUGUGAUGACCGCGCCUCAGGUCUUCGAGGAGUUUAUCUGCCAGCGGUUGAUGCAGGGCUACCAGAUCAUCGUCCAGCCGAGCAACAGAAAGGCCCCGCCCACUGCAGCACCCCCGCUGAGCAGCAGCCCUCUCUACUCCAGAGGAUUGGUGUCUCGGCGUAGGCCUGAGGAGGAGGAGAGCCUGUACUGGCUCAGCAUGGGUCGCACCUUCCACAAGGUCUGCCUGAAGGACAAGAUCAUCACAGUCACCCGCUACCUGCCCAAGUAUCCCUAUGAGUCUGCCCAGAUCCAGUACAGCUACAGCCUGUGCCCGCCCCACUCAGACGCCCAGUUCAUUUCCUGCUGGGUGGAGUUCGGCCACGAGCGACUGGAGGAGUACAAGUGGAAUUACCUGGACCAGUAUAUCUGCUCUGCUGGCUCGGAGGAUUUCAGCCUCAUCGACUCUCUGAAGUUCUGGCGGACUCGCUUCCUGCUGCUGCCGGCCGGGGGGGCGCGGCGCGUGACGGAGGUGGAGGGACGCUGGGACGUGUACGGGGACGGGCCAGGGGCGGGACGCGAAGGUUUCGCAGGGGUGGGGGACUGGGCCCUGCUGGACGGCUUCAUUCGCUUCCUGGAGGGACUGAACCGCAUCCGCAGACGGCACCGCUCCGAUCGCAUCAUCCGGAAAGGAGCAGCGAUGAAGGGCCUGCAGGUAACGGGACCCCUCGCGGUGUAUCCCCCUGAGCCUACAGCACCCCCUCAAGGCAAGAAGGGCACUUCUGCUCUAUCAGCCCUGCUGGAGAUGGAGGCCAACCACAAGAGUUUGGAGGAGCAGCAGGCUGCACUUUUUGCUGGAAAGUCCACCAUGCCCUCCAAUGAAUCCACAGCCGUCAGCAUGACAACCUAUGUGGACAGCCCCCGCAAGGAUGCUGCCUUCUUUUUGGACUUUGUCCGUAGCCCCCGCUCGUCCUACAUCUAUCAUUCUCAGAUGGCAGUCGAUCAGGCAGUAGCCAAUCCUGUGGAGAGUGGGACGGCAGAAAGGGGGGCUGCUCAGGCAGGGGACCGAACUGCCACAGGGGCCAGUUCUGCAGCUCUGGCUGCUGGGGAGGCAGGGACAACACCUGGGGUUGCCACGGAGACCAGUGGACAGUCUGGUGCUGGGGGCUCAAGCCUGUCAUCCUCCUCCACUCUGAUGGAAAUUCUGGAGGCCAUCAAGCACCCCACGACGGGUGUGCAGCUCUUACCUGAACAGAAGGGGCUGACCCCUCACUGUUUCAUCAGCGCCGAGGUUGUCCAUUGGCUGGUUAGCAAUGUUGAGGGUGUGGCCACACAGGGGAUGGCCGUGGACAUCAUGCAGAAAAUGCUGGAGGAGGGCCUGAUAGCACAUGCAUCAGGGGAUGCAAUGCGUACCUUCGUCUACGGCUUCUAUUUCUACAGGAUUGUGCCUGAGAGAGACACUGAUAGGGGCCCAGCGAACCAGCUCCCCAGCGGAGCGGCCGGGGGCUGGUCGGCGGCCGCGCUGGAGGACUUCGCCCUGUUCCAGCGGAAGUGGUUCGAGGUGGCCUUCGUGCUGGAGGAGCGGCGCCCCUGUGACCUGCCCGCCUUCCUGCUGCCGUGGCUACCCAGCCGCCCGGCCUCGUACGCAAGUAGGCACAGCUCCUUCAGCCGCAGCUUCGGAGGACGCAGCCAGGCCGCAGCACUGCUAGCCGCCACUGUGCCGGAGCAGAAGACGGUCACCCUGGACGUGGACGUCAACAACCGCAGCGACCGCACCGAGUGGUGCAGCUGCUAUUACCACGGCAACUUCUCGCCCAACGCCGCCUUCGAGAUCAAGCUGCACUGGAUGGCCGUCACUGCGGCCGUGCUCUUUGAGAUGGUACAAGGCUGGCACAGGAAGGCCACGUCGUGCGGGUUCCUGCUGGUGCCGGUUCUGGAGGUGCCCUUCGCCCUGCCCUCCUAUCUGUACGGCGACCCGCUGCGGGCCCAGCUCUUCAUCCCGCUCAACAUUCAGUGUCUGCUGAGGGACGGCAGCGACAACCUGUUCGAGGGAUUUGAACCAGAGACAUACUGGGAUAGAAUGCAGCUUUUUCAGGAGGCCAUACUUUACAGGUUUGGUUUUGUUCAAGACAAGUUUUCAGCCUCUGCGUUCAAUUUCCCAUCAGAGAACAAGCCCCAGUACAUCCACGUAACAGGAACAGUUUUCCUGCAGCUGCCCUACUCCAAGCGGAAGUACUCCAGCGGCCAGCAGCGUCGUCGGCGCAACUCCACCACAUCAGCCAAUCAGAGCCUGUUCGGCACAGAGGAGCGGGUGGGCUACAACUGGGCCUACAACACCAUGCUCACCAAGGCGUGGCGGACGGGCGUCCUGGGGGACGAGAGGCUGGCCGACCGCCUGCUCCGGGACUUCACAGACUUCUGCGCCAACAAAGACAACCGACUGCUCAGCUUCUGGGAGAGCUGUGUGGAAAAGAUGAACGCUAGCGCCCCCUGAGGGGAACUGCGCCCCAACACACUUUCUGCUACAAACUAAGAGGUCAAGGACUAGGCUUUUUGAAU
Messenger RNA from Megalops cyprinoides (Indo-Pacific tarpon), 5069 nucleotides. It is a transcript of the gene depdc5, whose product is annotated as DEP domain containing 5, GATOR1 subcomplex subunit. Lineage: Eukaryota; Metazoa; Chordata; Actinopteri; Elopiformes; Megalopidae. Gene Ontology annotation, biological process: positive regulation of autophagy; negative regulation of TORC1 signaling; cellular response to amino acid starvation. The record is from RefSeq and is a predicted model, not a curated record. Gene Ontology annotation, molecular function: GTPase activator activity. The coding region runs from base 142 to 5004 and encodes 1620 amino acids. The transcript has 43 exons. Gene Ontology annotation, cellular component: GATOR1 complex; lysosomal membrane.